Molecule: messenger RNA, 254 nt
Organism: Leptosia nina
Lineage: Eukaryota; Metazoa; Arthropoda; Insecta; Lepidoptera; Pieridae
Source: the annotation of a GenBank genome assembly
AUUGCCCUGCAUGGUGUCUUCAGCGGAGGACCAUGUUUUCUAUAAUAGGCUUGGUCCAAACUGGUGGCAAUACACCCACUCUCUCUACCCUUGUCAGAAUUAUGCUACAGGAUGAAAGUAGAUGGCGGGCUGUCAAAGACUUCUGUGAGGAGAUAUUUGCUAUUAAAGAAAGUGAUGAGCGGGCCCGAGAACUUGAUCCUUUGGCCUCUGAAGUGAGAAGAAGAAGAGAACGACCUCGGCGUGUUUUGCGCUGA